Guillardia theta CCMP2712 is the source of this 1320-nucleotide messenger RNA. RefSeq lists its product as hypothetical. The coding region runs from base 1 to 1320 and encodes 439 amino acids. NCBI's taxonomy places the organism in Eukaryota, Cryptophyceae, Pyrenomonadales, Geminigeraceae. The transcript is spliced from 4 exons. Gene Ontology annotation, cellular component: Prp19 complex; U2-type catalytic step 2 spliceosome; U2-type catalytic step 1 spliceosome. Gene Ontology annotation, molecular function: U6 snRNA binding; pre-mRNA binding. The record is from RefSeq and is a predicted model, not a curated record.
AUGCCUCCACGGCAAGUAGCUGCUGUGCCCGAUGGAUUGGAAAGUGGAAAAGAUUUCCCCAUUGUCUGCGACGUCUGCCUUGGGCCAAAUCCCUACAUCCGAAUGAUCAAGCAAGUGAAUCAUAAGGAAUGCAAGGUAUCGGGCCGCGUCUUCACCUCCUUCCGCUGGCGCCCGGGUGCCGGUGCCAGGUACAAGGAGACAGUGAUCUGUCCUGAGGUUGCCCGUGCAAAGGGAGUUUGUCAGUGUUGCCUGAUGGACAUGGAGUUCAACUUGCCGGUUGGUCUCCGUGACGCAUUGCUGCGAGGCACCGAUGAAGGCGACAACUUCGCCCCUCAGUCCGGUGUGAACCAGACCUACCACUAUGACCAGGUUGCCAAGGCGAACAGGGAAGAUGUUGAAGCCAGCUAUGGGAAGAUGGCGAAUGAGAAGUUGUUGAAGAUGGCGAGAACCAGCCCGUAUUAUGACAGAAAUCUUCCAAAGCUCUGCUCGUUCUGGUUGAAAGGUCAGUGUACACGAGUCGUGGAGAACACAUGCCCCUUCAGACCGUGCUGCGGGUCGUAUCGUUUCCCAGAGUUGGCCGGAAGCAAUCCAGAAGGAAUGAAGACCCUGAUAGCAGCGUUGGAUCAGCUGGGUCCGUUGAAGGUGAUGAAGGACAACUCACAAGAAAUGGAAGAGAUCAAGGAGCAGCUCAGAUCUUCUCAACGUGGAAGUCGCGAUCAGAAUAUUCGCGACAGAUACCACGGAGUUGAUACGCUGACACAGAAAUACCUCGGCAAGGCCGAGCAGCUCGGACUCGAACCUCCAGAGGACAAAAGUAUCACGACGAUCUGGGUCGGGUUGGUUCCAGGAAACCCAGUGACAGAGAGGGAUGUGAUGGAUCAGUUCUAUGCAUACGGAGAAGUGAAGUCUGUUCAGAUCGUACUGGACGCCAACUGUGCUUUCGUCACCUACACCACCCGCGAGGCGGCGGAACAAGCGGUAGAGAAGCUGCACGGCAAUCUGACAAUCAAUGGCUUGAAGCUCAAGAUCCAGUGGGGCAAACCUCAGCGAGCAAGAGGACCGGAGGGCAUCGGUGGCGUUCCUCAGCUCCCCACUGCUUACCCGAUGGCUCCUGUUGCCCCUGGAGCUCCGAUGCCCUACAUUGCGCCCUAUCCUCAGUCGAAUUUGCCUCCUCCGCCCCCUGGCAAACCUCCUCCUCCCCCUCCUCCUGGGUCUGGAAUGCCGAGACCGGUCUAUCCUUCCAUGGAUCCGUCAUUUCAUGGGACGCGACCGGAUCGUCUGCCUCCUCCACCUCCGGGAAGGCCGCCUCAAAAGAAGUGA